Messenger RNA from Cyanidioschyzon merolae strain 10D, 1317 nucleotides. Its product is annotated as probable photolyase/blue-light receptor. The record is from RefSeq and is a predicted model, not a curated record. NCBI's taxonomy places the organism in Eukaryota, Rhodophyta, Bangiophyceae, Cyanidiales, Cyanidiaceae. Gene Ontology annotation, biological process: photoreactive repair. Gene Ontology annotation, molecular function: FAD binding; DNA binding. The transcript has a single exon. The coding region runs from base 1 to 1317 and encodes 438 amino acids.
AUGGUUCUGGGCUUUGCUUUUGUUUCACCAACAACAUCUGCUUUGACGGUGUUGCGCCAGCACCAGGUCCGGCAUGCUGGUGGACGCGUUCGCAGGCACUUUCGAGAGCACCGGCACUGGGAACUGGCCUCGCGUACGCACCAGUUGGUCAUGCGGGGCUGCGUUGCCGAGCGCAGCAGCGAGUAUUUCGGAAGCGGCGCAGCAGUGCGGAAUUUGCAGAGGCUCAGUUUGCAUCCAGCGCCCCAGUUUAUCGGUUCGGAGUACGGAGGGAACGCUGAAUUCGGCGGGAAGAACGGAGGCACUGUGUUGCUUUGGUUCCGCUCCGAUCUGCGCUUAGACGAUAAUCCCGCGCUGUGUGCUGCGCUAGAGGAGGGUGCAAGCGUGCUCCCGGUAUACUGUUUCGAUCCGCGGCAGUUUGGGAAAACCUCGUUUGGUUUUGAGAAAACGGGAAGAUACCGCGCCAAGUUCCUGAUCGAGUCCGUAGCGGACCUGCGCAAAGCACUGAAGAAGAAAGGGAACAACUUGCUCAUCCGCAUAGGAAAACCCGAGGAAGUUAUUCCGGAUCUUUGCCGUAAGUAUGAGAUUAAGAAGGUAUUUUACCAUCAGGAGGUAACCUACGAGGAGCUCGAAUGCGAAGAGGCUGUAGCAAGGAAGCUGGAGGAUAUGAAGGUAGAGGUGCAUCCCUUCUGGACGAAUACACUGUAUGCCGUGGAGGACCUGCCGUUCCCUGUUGAGGAGACGCCCGACGUAUACACUGAAUACCGCCUCGCUGUGGAGAGCAAGUCGCGCGUUCGUGACCCUCUUGCCGCCCCGGACGAAAUCCGAGCCAUCCCGCGACAUGUCGAGUACGGCACGCUGCCGACGCUGGAGGACCUCGGACUGGGACAAGUCCCGAAGACACCGGAAUACGGGUCUGCGAGCACUGCGGGCUCCAGUCUGCAUCACUUCCGCGGGGGUGAGUCUGAGGCACAGCAGCGGCUCGCGCAGUACGUCCAAGACGCCAAACAUGCGCUCUCUGUCGGGGGUGAUGUUGAGCGCGCUGCAGCGCACCUCGGUGCCGACUUUAGCUGCAAAAUUUCACCAUGGCUGGCCCUAGGGUGCGUGUCGCCACGUCGCAUUUUCGCCGAGAUUAGAGACCAUGCGCUGAACGGCGCCGAGGGUGCCCAGAAAUCGACGACUUUCUUCGAGCUCGUAUGGCGUGACUUUUUCCGUCUCAUAACCUACAAAUACUCCACUAGCCGAUUGCGCAAGUCUGAAAGAGCCGCAGGAAUGCCUCACAAAGCGUCUGUGGCUGCUGCAGCGCCCCAGGCGAGCUGA